AUGGUUUCUGCCCUAAUAUAUACUAUAUCAUCCUACAUUAAAAAGAUUUGUAAAGGAAUGUUUACAAAGAAAUUGGCAAACCCAAUAAAGAAAAAAGAGAGAAGUGAAAAUAAAGAGCCCAAAUUGACCACUGAUUUGCAAGCGCACAAUCCAACUCUCUCUACCACACUGAAAACAACAGUUAAAAAGAUUUCCAAAUGCUCUUCGGCACGUAACAUAUCCCUCGAAGAAGACGACGGAAAGAACGACUGCUCAUCCCUGUCACCCACUUUCAGUUAUCGUGUAGCUAUAGCAAAUGGACUGCCGAAAAACUCUCUUUUUUUGAAUAAUAAUGAAAGUAUCUUUCCUGAGGUUCUUUCAAUUGAUAGUAGUUACUCUGACUCUUUGAGUGACAAAAAACUUGUCAGAAGAUUGGAUGAGCAUAAAUCACACACUAUGCCAGUAAGACGAAACAGGAAGAGCCUCAUCAGUUUGGCUCCCUCUGAUGGCAGCUCUGAGGGCGAGCGAGUCGAACGCUCCAGUCUACACACACUUAGGCUAGGGGCUCUACGCAAGUUAAGAAAAUGGAAAAAGAGUCAGGAAUGUGUCUCCUCAGACUCCGAGGUGAGCAAUUGGAGGAAAACCUUGGGCAUCCGGAGCAAGUCCUUGGAUCGCGCUGGACGGCAGCAAAAGAGCUCAACCCUGGAGCCUGGCUCCUCCUCCACAGGUUGCAUCAGUCAGACCCAGGAUGUCAUGGAGAUGAUCUUCAAGGAGCUUCAGGGGAUCAGCCAGAUAGAGACGGAACUGUCUGAGCUACGUGGUCAUGUAAAUGCCCUGAAAAGCUCCAUUGAUGAGAUCUCCAGCAGUGUGGAAGUAGUUCAGAGUGAGAUUGAGCAGCUGCGCUCAGGAUUUGUCCAGUCAAGAAGGGAAACACGAGAUAUUCAUGACUACAUAAAACAAAUUAGCCACCAGGCCAAUAAUUCAACCUUGCGGUUCAUUAAUGUUCCUGAAGAAAGGCCAGAAAAAACAGAGAUUCUAAUAUAUAAAAUACUAAAAGACAAAAUGGGUUUCGUUGAUGCUCUUAAGACAAUUAAAAUUGAGCUUGCGCAUAGGUUAGGGCAACAAAGAGAAUGUUCUAAUGCAAAACCCCGCCCUAUUAUUGUUAUUUUUGCAACAACUCAAGAGAGAGAUAUAGUCUUGAAAAAGUGCUAUAAACUUAAAGGAACAGGCAUUACAGUGUCCACUGAUAGCUUAACUCAUGAAGGAAAGGAGAAGAAAGACAAAACACUGUCUUCUUCACAAACUUAUGAGAGCAUGGACAUAAAGGCCUCAGGAAAGGAUAAAGUGGUGGAGAGCGAUGACUGGGACUCAAUGGACAGUGAUAAAGAAUUAGAUGAAUUAAGCCGAAAUAAAUAUGCAAUGGUGGUUUCAAAGCCCAUUCAUAAGAGCAAAUCAGAGAAGAGGCGAUCCCAUGACCAUAGCCGGUCAGGAGAGGAAGCAGGCUACUCAGGCACAGUUCACUAUGCUGAUGACUCUUACUAUGACCCAGACAAGCAUACAAAGGCUUACUACUCUGAUUUGACCCCUGGUUGGCUUUCUCAGAGUGACUAUUCCACCCCUAAACUCAGCCGCUCUGAGUCUGACUGCUCGAAACUUUGCCAGUCAUACUCAGAAGACUUUUCAGAGAGUCAGUUCUUUACACGGGCUAAUGGCUGCUCCCUGCUGUCCUCCUCAGAUCAGGAACUGUGGCAGAGAAAACAAGAAGACAUGGCUUCCUCCUGGUAUGCUAGCGACAGUCACCCACUUGGCCAUGAGAAUCAAACAUAUGAACACAAUGAGGUUGAGACUACGGAAACUAUUGACAGUGGGGUUAGCAAUGGACUGGUCUGCAUGUCUGGGGACAGAAGCCACUACAGUGGCUCCCAGCUGUCUCUGCAAGGUGACUUAUCGCCCUGGAAAGACUGGCAUCAUCUAGAGCAGGGUGCUGAUUCUGGCUUGGAAGCCUCUAUAGAGAUUAGCAGUCCCUUUGACCCAUCAACCAUCCCUGGUUUUCCAGAAAACAUCACUAAAUGUCAAGAGGUUGAUUUACAAUUUGAGGGAGAUGAAGAAUUCAUGAUGCUUGACAGAGAAUCUUCCCUACCACCUAUAACAACCCACAUUAUUGCUCCUGUCACAGAACGUGAGCCUGUCAUCAAGACAUCUGCCAGGCAGUCUAAGGAGGGAAAUAAGAUGAUAACAAAAGAAAACACAAAAAUAUCAUCUAAAGAUACACCUAAAUCUGCUAUUAAAGUUACACCUAAACAGGCCAAAUUGGCUUCUAAAGAAGAAGCAAACAUCAAAAUAUUGCCAAAGGAAAGCCCGAAGGUAUCUGCUAAGGUUUCAUCUAAAGUGACUUCUAAAGCAGCUCCUAAAGAGUCAACUAAAGAGAUUCAGAAAUCCGCAGCUAAAGAAUCCUUUCAAUCCCUCCCUAAAGACAGCCAUAAAGUCACACCUAAAGAUGCCACAAAGCCCAGUGUUAAAGAAGUAUCUAAAGUGACAUCUAAGAUAACUUCUACUGAGGCUGCUAAAGUGACACCUAAAGUGACCCCAAAAGAUAGCCCUACAAUGACUCCUAAAGAAAGUCCUAAAGAGUCACCUAAAGAGAGCCCUAAAAUAACCCCAAUUGAGAGCCCGGCUUCAACCCCUAAAGAGUCCCCUAAAGAAUCCCCUAAAGAGUCUCCCAAAGUCAUGGCUAAAGAUUCCCCACAAGUUGCAUCUAAAGAAGGUCUGAAAGUGGUUGCUAAAGAGGUUACCAAAGAAGCUGCAAAACUACCCCCAAAAGAGGUAUUGAAAGAGAUGCCUAAUGUAGCAUCUAAGGAGACUGGUAAAGUACCCUCUAAAGAAGUUUCUAAGAUUCCACCUAAGGAAGUUUCUAAGAUUCCACCUAAAGAAGUCCCAAAGGUAGCCCCUAAAGAGAGUCCAAAGGUGUCCCCCAAAGAGACCCCUAAAACCACCCCAACAGAAGCCCCUAAAGUAGGACCCAUAGUAGCCUCUAAAGAUGCCCCUAAGGAAACACCUAAAGUCAUUCCUAAUGAUAAAUUUCCUGAACUAGAUGUCAAUCAUAGCUUCCACCAGAGUCAGAGUAAGACUACAACUAUGUACCGCAGUCAGAGUGAGAUUCGAACAGAGAAGGUUGAGGAGGUUCCCAAGACUUGGAGCAGUAGACUCAGCAUAGAUCUCAGUGAGAAGUCCUUUGGUUUUGGCUUUGGCUCUACACUGCAAAGGGCUAAGUCAGCUUUGGAGGUUGUUUGGAAGUCUGGCUCUCAAACUCCUACCCCUGCUCCUCCUGAGGAGACCACAAAUUCUUCAUUUAUGGGGCGUUUCCGCACCCUGUCCACCUCUGGUGUAAGUAACUCUAGUACUACAAUAGACUCAGAUGCCAACACAGAGCCUGUCUUCAAGAAGGCAGAGGAAGAUAAAGCAAGUGCACAGGCAGAAGCUGGGGAACAACCAGUGGACAAUGAGACCCACUAUGUUGAAGUGAUGGAGCAGGUAUUAGCUAACUUGGAGAACAGAAAUAAUGCUAAUGAGACAGAGGAGACAGAUGAUCCUGCACAGGAGUGUGAGACUUCUCAGGACUAUGAUGUGUCUGAUGACAUUGAGGCCUCUCAAGACAAUGAUCCCUUUGAGGAUUUUGAAGCCUCUCAAGAUUUUGAAGCAACAGGAGACCAUGAGACAAGUAAAGAGGCAUGUGUUCUGGAGUACGAUUUCAGUUUGGAUGAAGAGUACAAUGAAGACUAUGAUACCCAACUAGAAGAGGACACUGCUGAAUAUGACGCAAUGGUAGAGUAUGUAGAUGUAGAAGAACCAGAUGACAAUGAUGUGACUGAGGAGAUGGACGACGGUGAUGAGGAGUUAGAGGAGGUAGAGGAGAUCAUAGAGGAGGCCGCUGAGGGAUCUGAAAAAGCACAGCAACAGAAUGAGGAUGAAAACAAAAAUGUUCCAGAGGUGAAGCCUACAGAAGCCCCACCCAAGAAACAUGUGAGACCCACAUUCAAGGAAGCAGCACUGAGGGCCUACAGGAAACAGAUGGCUGAACUGGAGCAGCAGAUCCUGGCUGGGGUGUGCAAGUUCACCAAACAUCCUGCAGAGAAUGUUACAGACAAUCUGACAUUAGGAGCGAUUCCUUCACCGGCUGGCAGUAUUCUUUAUGGUAUUGACAGCAUGCCAGAUUUACGCCGCAAGAGGACAAUGCCUCUUGUCCGAGACCUGGCUUUGACCCUCACUGCUCGAAAGGCAGGCAUCUCGUUCGCUCUGGUGAACCGGUCCACCCUGAAUAAUGAGGAUCUGAAACUACAUGUCUUCAAGAAGACUCUCCAGGCCUUGAUCUACCCGAUUUCAUCCACAACACCCCAUAAUUUUGAGGUGUGGACGGCGACUGCACCCACCUACUGCCAUGAGUGCGAGGGGCUGCUGUGGGGCAUCGCCCGCCAGGGAAUGCGCUGCUCAGAGUGCGGCGUUAAAUGCCACGAGAAGUGCCAGGACCUGCUCAAUGCAGAUUGUUUACAAAGGGCAGUGGAGAAGAGCUCCAAGCACGGGGCGGAGGACAAGACCCAGAACAUCAUCAUGGCCAUGAAGGAGCGCAUGAAGAUAAGGGAGAAGAACAGUCCUGAAGUGUUCGAGGUCAUCGAGGAGAUGUUCCACGUCUCCAAAGAAGACUUCACCAGCCAUUUGAAGACAGCCAAGCAGGCUGUUCUGGAUGGGACCUCCAAGUGGUCUGCUAAAAUCAGCAUCACAGUGAUGAGUGCACAGGGCUUACAGGCCAAGGAUAAGACCGGCUCUAGCGACCCUUACGUCACCGUCCAGGUGGGCAAGACCAAACGCAGGACAAAGACCAUCUUCGGAAACCUCAACCCGGUCUGGGAUGAGAAGUUCUACUUUGAAUGUCACAACGCCACUGACCGCAUCAAGGUGCGUGUGUGGGACGAGGAUGAUGACAUCAAAUCAAGGGUGAAGCAGCAUUUCAAGCGUGAGUCAGACGAUUUCUUGGGCCAGACCAUCAUCGAGGUUCGCACUCUGAGUGGAGAGAUGGACGUUUGGUACAAUCUAGAUAAAAGGACUGACAAGUCUGCGGUAUCUGGUGCCAUCAGACUCAAGAUCAGCGUGGAAAUGAAAGGGGAGGAGAACGUGGUUCCUCCUCAUGGCCAGUACACCUGUUUACAUGAGAACCUGUUCCACUACCUGACCGAGGUGAAAAACAGCGGGGUGGUGAAGAUCCCGCAGGUGAAAGGUGACGAGGCGUGGAAGGUCUACUUUGACGACGUGUCUCAGGAGAUAGUGGACGAGUUUGCCAUGAGAUACGGAGUGGAGUCCAUCUAUCAGGCUAUGACGCACUUCUCGUGUCUGUCCGCCAAAUACAUGUGUCCCGGUGUGCCAGCAGUGAUGAGCAACCUGCUUGCUAAUAUCAAUGCAUACUUCGCCCACACCACCACCACCACCACAACCACUGCCUCCGCUUCUGACCGAUUUGCUGCCUCUAACUUUGGGAGGGAAAAAUUUGUCAAAUUACUGGACCAGCUGCAUAACUCACUAAGGAUUGACCUUUCUAAAUAUCGGGAUAAUUUCCCUGCAGGGAACCCAGAGCGUCUCCAAGAUCUCAAGUCCACUGUUGAUCUGCUGACCAGCAUCACCUUCUUCCGGAUGAAGGUACAAGAGCUCCAGAGUCCACCGAGAGCCAGUAUGGUGGUGAAGGACUGCGUGAAGGCGUGUCUGGACUCCACAUACAAAUACAUUUUUGAUAACUGUCAUGAACUGUACAACCAACUCCUUGACCAGAGCCGGAAGCAGGACAUCCCCCGAGAGGAGCAGGGUCCAUCUAUAAAGAACCUGGACUUCUGGCCAAAACUCAUCACUCUCAUGGUGUCAGUAAUCGAUGAGGACCGGACAGCUUACACCCCAGUCGUUAACCAGUUUCCACAGGAACUGAAUGCGGGCAAGAUCAGCGCUGAGAUCAUGUGGAGCCUCUUUGCCCUGGAUAUGAAGUAUGCAAUGGAAGAGCAUGACAAGCACCGCCUAUGCAAAAGUACUGAAUACAUGAAUCUUCACUUCAAAGUCAAAUGGUUCCAUAAUGAGUAUGUCCGUGACCUGCCGGCCUUCAAGGAUGUUCCGCCUGAGUAUUCUCUGUGGUUUGAGCCAUUUGUCAUUCAGUGGCUUGCUGAGAAUGAGGACGUUGCCAUGGAUUUCCUCAAUGGAGCACUGGAAAGAGACAAGAAAGAUGGAUUCCAGCAAACCUCAGAGCACGCCCUCUUUUCAUGUUCGGUGGUGGAUGUGUUCACUCAACUAAACCAGAGUUUUGAGAUCAUCAAGAAGCUGGAAUGUCCAAACCCACAGGCUCUGGCUCACUUCAUGUGCCGUUUUGCGAAGACUAUCAACAAAGUUCUUCUGCAGUAUGCUGCAAUCAUAUCCAAGGACUUUCCUUUGUAUUUGAGUAAGGAGAACGUGCCCUGCAUCAUCCUCAACAACAUUCAGCAGCUCCGUGUCCAACUGGAGAAGAUGUUUGAGUCCAUGGGUGGCAAACAGCUGGAUGCAGAGGCCAGCGAUCUACUUAAGGAGCUGCAGAAUAAACUCAACACGGUGCUGGAUGAGCUCAGCGGAGUGUUUGGCUCCAGUUUCAAAGGUGUGAUCGAGGAUUGUGUGAAGCAGAUGAACCAGGAGCUGGUUCAGAUGAAAGGUACCGCCAAAGGGAGCAACGCUGCCAUGGAUGCAGAGACUGUCCUCCGGCCUCUUAUGGACCUCCUGGAUAAAAAUUUGAUGUUAUUUGCCAAGAUUUGUGAGAAGACUGUGCUGAAACGAGUCCUCAAAGAGCUUUGGAAAAUCGUGCUGAACACCAUCGAGAGAACAAUUGUUCUGCCCCCACUGAAUGACCAGAGUGGAGCUCAGAUGAUAUUCAACGCUGCCAAGGACUUGGGACAGCUGUCCAAACUGAAGGAGCAUGUCAUUCGAGAGGAAGCCAGAAGUCUGACUCCACGACAGUGUGCAGCCAUGGACCUCGUGCUUCCCACCAUCAAGCAAUACUUCCAUGCUGGAGGAAAUGGGCUGAAGAAAACCUUCCUUGAAAAAAGCCCGGAUAUGAAGACCCUGAAAUAUGCUCUCAGCCUUUACACUCAACCUACAGAUGCCUUGAUCAAGAAAUAUAUAUGCACCCAAACCUCUCAAGGUCAGUCAUCCAACGGAUCCGUGGGGGAGGUGGCAAUGCAAGUGAAUCUCAUCUCUCACCCUGGCACAGGAGAGCACAAAGUCAGCGUUAAGGUGGUCGGAGUGAACAACCUCAUCUGGCAAACCAAUGCUAUGUUCCGGCCGUUUGUAGAGGUCAACGCCGUGGGACCACACUUGGCUGACAAGAAGCGCAAAUUCAGCACCAAGACCAAGAAUAAUAAUUGGUCACCAAAGUACAAUGAAACAUUCCAAUAUGUUCUAAGUAAUGAACAUGGUCCGGAGGCCUACGAGCUCCACGUCUCAGUAAAGGACUACUGCUUUGCCCGUGAGGACCGCAUCAUCGGCAUGACGGUCAUCCAGCUAAGAGAGCUAGCAGACAAGGGCAGCUGCUCCGCCUGCUACCCCCUGAUGAAGAGCAUCUCCAUGGACGAAACUGGCCUGACCAUCAUGAGGAUACUCUCUCAAAGGACCAAUGACGAGGUGGCCAAAGAGUUUGUGCGUCUCAAGACAGACACACGCUCGACGGAGGAAGUAUCAUAA
This is a messenger RNA of Anoplopoma fimbria (sablefish), 7713 nucleotides long. RefSeq names its product protein unc-13 homolog C (gene unc13c). The transcript is spliced from 31 exons. Gene Ontology annotation, cellular component: presynaptic active zone cytoplasmic component; presynaptic membrane; terminal bouton. Gene Ontology annotation, biological process: synaptic vesicle maturation; presynaptic dense core vesicle exocytosis; dense core granule priming. Bases 1 to 7713 code for a protein of 2570 amino acids. The record is from RefSeq and is a predicted model, not a curated record. NCBI's taxonomy places the organism in Eukaryota, Metazoa, Chordata, Actinopteri, Perciformes, Anoplopomatidae. Gene Ontology annotation, molecular function: calmodulin binding; calcium ion binding; diacylglycerol binding.